CAAAAAUAGCCGCGUCACACGAAACCAGGAAUUUCGAAGAUGAACUGGCGAAUAAUAAAGAAAAAUUCCGCGGAGCUAAGUCGUAAAUUGCAGCCUCCAAAAAUCCUCCCAACAAAUAUUUGGAGAGCCCAACAAAAACUCCCCCAUUUUCUUUUGCCCAAGGCUCGAGUUACCCCCGGAUAAAAUGAAAAAACAAAAAUUCCAGCUCAUCAAAAAAUACAACACAGGGAGUUUCUUUAAUCAACACUUGCAAAACUGCCCCUUCUCGCAAUCUUCGCCGGAAUUACGCGUGCUCAUCUUUUUGUUCACGUUAAAAUCCCAAAAGAAAACAAAGGGUUCUCGUGCCCGCCUUCACGCGUUUCUGUGCCUCGACAAACUGCCGCGUCAUUGGUUACCUUGGGCGACGGCGACACCCGAGAGUCCCAACCCCUAACGUACGACUCGCGCACGGGACAGGCUCUCUGGCACCGGCAGUCAACCUGCACAGCCAGCACGUGCAGGGGUCAUCGAAGCCCCUUCGGCUGUUUUCUGUUAUUCUUGGUGACGUCUCGUCUUGCACGGCGAAAUCAAUGGCAGGCGGUGAGAGAGAGAGCGAGAAAGUGAGACUUCUGGGAGGGUUCCACGGAGGUGUCCUUGCAGAGGUCGCUUCAGACCGCGGCCCGACCACGUCUCCGCUCGCGGUCUUCCCGAGUCGGCCCGUACAAGACGCGAUGCCUCACCGCCGACGCGUGAUGCCCAAGACGACGCUGGUGGCGCCCUUUCCGUCCUCAGGAUCCUCGUCCCCGAAACGCUGCAGCAAGCCGCAACAGUCCCAGCACCAGCAACCGGUGAUCAUGGUCAAGAACGGGCUGAGCUUCUUGCAGAACAACCUGAGCCUCGUCAAGAUCUCGCCGCCAGGGUCACCGGGCGAGACCAGGGGUCCGCAGGGUCUCGUCGUGGCCCUGGAGUCCAGCGGCCCCGAGUCGGCAAACUAUCGCUCGCCGACGGCGCAGUCCCAGCUGAGGCCCCAGCUCUACGUUCGCAGCCAGAGCAGCCAGCAGUUCCCGAGGAGCCUUCACGAACCCACGGUUCGCGUCCAGCAGUUGCCGCCAAAUUUCUCGAGGACAGCGUCGUGUUCGACCAUCAGCCCUGAAGCCGUGUCCUCGCCAGUCCACCAGAGGAUCCGACCAAAGAAUCCAAAGUAA
Molecule: messenger RNA, 1184 nt
Organism: Ixodes scapularis (black-legged tick)
Lineage: Eukaryota; Metazoa; Arthropoda; Arachnida; Ixodida; Ixodidae
Exons: 2
Coding region: 570-1184 (204 amino acids)
Source: RefSeq, a predicted model, not a curated record